Molecule: messenger RNA, 318 nt
Organism: Prorocentrum cordatum
Lineage: Eukaryota; Dinophyceae; Prorocentrales; Prorocentraceae
Source: the annotation of a GenBank genome assembly
AUGUACACGGAAAACACGCCGUUCGGCAUCAUCAGGAAGGUCAGCAAGCAGGACGGUUUCGACGCUUACAGGUGGGCAUCGUACCAACGCGGCCCUCAGAAAAUCGGCGACGUGCUCUCGAAGCUGAUGCAGGUGCAGUUCGAUGAAAGCACGGUGGAGGACUUCCUAGACUACUUGGCCUCUUCUGGCCAACGAGACUCUGAGCGACAACGUCAAGAGUGCCGUACUGAUUGUCAGGGCGCCCGAGGCGCUGAAGAACCACGUCUUGCUGUAGUUUCUCAUGGAGGAGAUCCAGUGGCAGAAGGCCAAGAAGUUUAG